This is a messenger RNA of Pseudocercospora fijiensis CIRAD86, 675 nucleotides long. RefSeq lists its product as uncharacterized. The record is from RefSeq and is a predicted model, not a curated record. Gene Ontology annotation, molecular function: U1 snRNA binding. Gene Ontology annotation, cellular component: U1 snRNP. Gene Ontology annotation, biological process: mRNA splicing, via spliceosome. The annotation marks the transcript as partial. The transcript has 2 exons. Lineage: Eukaryota; Fungi; Ascomycota; Dothideomycetes; Mycosphaerellales; Mycosphaerellaceae.
GUCCGUGGAAUCGACGAGAGAAUCAAGAUCCCGACGCUGAUUCAAGAAAUCCAUGACACCUUCGGCGAAUUCGGAACCAUCAUCGAUGUCGUCGCGAAGAAAAACCUCAAGGCCAAAGGCCAAGCUUUCGUAGUCUUCGAAUCUCCAGAAGAGGCUGAGAUUGCUAUGGAAGCUCUACAAGGUUUCGAUCUGCUCGGGCAGCCUGUCACGAUUGCCUUUGCAAAGACGCGAUCAGACGCGACGAUCAAGAAGGACGAUGGCGACGAAGCGUUGGAGGAGUGGAAGAAAGUCAGACUGGCGGAGAAAGAGCGCAAGAAGGCCGAGGAAGCCGCCGCAGAAGCAGCGAAACCCGCCAAACGCCCCGCCGAUGCCGCCAACCUCGCAGAACGUCCUGCGAAGAGCAACACCAAGCCCUCCAACGCGAUGGCAGACGAGUAUCUUCCACCAAACAAGACUUUGAUCCUCCGCGACUUCCCAGACGAAUACGGCAAGGACGAGCUUUCGGCGCUCUUCGCGAGGUUCCCUGGUUUCAAGGAAGUGCGUGUCGUGCCGGGUAGAAAGGGUUUGGCCUUCGUGGAGUACGAGGAUGAGCUUGGUGGUACGGCGGCGAAGGAGGCGAUGCAUGGACAGGAGUUGGGCGACAAGACGAUUAAGGUUACGUACCAGAGACAGUAG